UAGUUGGAGAGUGUUUGGAAACUUGUGAUGGCCGUGAAAAAAAUUUCACUUUAUUUCUGACACCUGUUGCUGAGAGCACAGCUCACAGCGCAGCGAGUGCCACUCUUUUCUGUCGGGACUUCUGGAUACUGUCAGUCGCAAACCUCUGUACAUUCCCACAAAUCAACUUUUUUCCUUUGUUCUUUUGCUCUUUCUUUACUCAAACAACGACUUUCGUGUGACAUCGAGGAGUGAAAGUCAGACUGUGAAGCGUGCUGCUGUGGGAUCUUCCCGAACGGGAUAUCUCCUUCCAUUGAAAACAGCGAUCUGUCUGCACUUUCCCAACCGGACAGAGAGUAACAAUUUUCGGUCGUUAGCGCUUCUGAUGGUGGGUGGAGAAAGUUUUCUUGGACAACCGAUCAACGACGUUAAUCCAGCACAACACACCAGACGCAGACAGAGCAAGCAUAAACUCUUUGUGAGCCUAGACCUACUUCACCUUCACACACCUCCACACAGUCACACUGGGAUCUGGCCUGAACAAAAAACACUCUUCAGCAGCUGCCACUAAACGACUCAGGAGCGGCUGGAGGUUGGGUGCUGACUACAGCAGACUGUCGGACAGAGGUGCUUUUUCUUCCGCUUCUCUGCCUCUUCCCUGACUAUGCCAGCUUUAAAACCACAGAGCACUUUCCCGGCGUUGAAGCGGCGGACCAUGGACAACAGGCCUGUCCGGACAAAACGAACCGGUGCCGUCCGACAUCUGCUGUUGGCUGCCGCCUUCCUUGUCUGCAGCUCGCAACUGCUGAUGGUGGACGCGAACUCGUGGUGGUCACUCGGUCUGACCCCGAUGCAGCGGCCAGAGAUGUACAUUAUUGGAGCUCAGCCUCUCUGCAGUCAGCUGUCUGGUCUCUCCCAGGGUCAGAGGAAGCUGUGCCAGCUGUACCAAGACCACAUGACCUAUAUUGGAGAUGGAGCCAAGACAGGCAUCAAGGAAUGUCAGUACCAGUUCAGACAGAGGAGAUGGAACUGCAGCACAGUGGACAACACUUCAGUGUUUGGGCGGGUCAUGCAGAUUGGCUCCAGGGAAACAGCCUUCACCUACGCCAUCAGCGCAGCCGGUGUGGUCAAUGCCGUCAGCCGUGCGUGCCGCGAGGGCGAGCUCUCCACCUGCGGCUGCAGCCGCGCCGCUCGCCCCAGAGACCUGCCGCGUGACUGGCUGUGGGGUGGCUGCGGUGAUAAUGUGCAUUACGGCUACAGGUUUGCUCGGGAGUUUGUCGACGCCAGGGAGAGGGAGAAGAAUUACCCCCGAGGGUCACCCGAGCAUGCCCGGAUGCUGAUGAACUUGCAUAAUAAUGAAGCAGGGAGACAGGCGGUUUACAACCUGGCUAAUGUGGCCUGUAAGUGUCAUGGAGUUUCGGGUUCCUGCAGUUUGAAGACCUGUUGGCUCCAGCUGGCCGACUUCAGACAUGUUGGAGAGUUCCUGAAAGAGAAAUACGACAGCGCAGCAGCCAUGCGGGUUGGACGCAAGGGAAAGCUGGAGCUUCUAGACAAGCGCUUCAACCCACCCACCACUCAGGACAUGGUCUACAUCGACCCCAGCCCGGAUUAUUGCCUCCGCAAUGAGACCACAGGAUCGCUGGGCACCCAGGGCCGACUGUGCAACAAAACCUCGGAGGGCAUGGACGGCUGCGAGCUGAUGUGCUGCGGCAGAGGUUACGACCAGUUUAAGACCUACAAGCACGAGCGCUGCCACUGCAAGUUCCACUGGUGCUGCUACGUCAAGUGCAAACGCUGCACGACGCUCGUGGAUCAGUUUGUGUGUAAAUAGCGCACUUCAGGAUUUGGAGGAGGCGGCGGUGACGACUAAGGGCGCCGGAGGUGACGGGACGGUGAUGUUUCGAGAGUUUUGUUCAGGAUUAGACGCACAAAAAUCAGAUUUCUGACAAAUGUCCUCAUCUCCCACCAUUUCACAUCAAGCCAAGCAAAAAGCAAUAAAUAAAUAAAUAAAAACUGCAUAGCACCUGUGCAGCAUAUUUUUUGGAAGUAGAUAACACAUCAAUGGAUGGAAAGGUAGGGCAAAAGAAACCUCGGAUUUUUAUUUCCCCCCACCCUCUGUCAUCGCUUUCUGCUGUCGUCCUGAUCACAAUCAUAAAGGAAACAAGCAAAGCUGAUGGACAAUGAAUGAUACUGAGGAUGAUCUGUGAGAGGAGAUGUGACUGGUGUGAGAUAAAAAAAUAAAUAUAUAAUUAAAUAAUAAAUAAAUACACAACUCUUGAUUGCUAUUUAAAGAGACUCAAAUAAACCCAGGACACAGUUUGGACCCCACCCUUCAGAGAAAUCUAUUGAUGCUUUGGGAAAAGUGAUCACUUGUGUCACCAUUGUUUGUUGUCUGACCUUUUAACCCUGCGAGAGAGAUUCUGAGAUUUAAGAGAUGUGUUAUCAUGCACGGCAGAAAUGCAGAAAAGUUCCGAUUGGUGGUGUAAAUAAGGUAGGAAAUUAAUCAAAAAGAUGAAUAAAUGAAAAGUAGGAAUACACAAAUGCGCGCACAAGCUGCAUCUGUUUCUGUUUCACAACACAGUGAGGUUCAGGGAAAAAAACUCUUCAAAAGACUAAAUGCACCACCUGUUUUGUACAAGUAGCAGCAGAGGGUGUAGUUGCUGCUGUUCCUUGUAUCAUCAAAGCAGUAAUCCUGCACCCGUGACCUGACAAGUGUGACUAUGCAGGUUAAUGAGGCUUGGUGGUUGAAGCCAUCGUGACACCACGGCUGUUUAAACAAGCAGCUCACAUCGGCCGUCCGGCUCCGUGACCUUCACGUGACAGCAAAGUGAGCGAAACCUCCAUUAGUGAGAUUAAUGUGCUGUACCUGCCUUAAUGAAGCCACACUGAGAGACACGUUCGCUGUGAGUGGACAUCUUCAUCUUGCGUUGUAGCGCAACUCGAUAAGAGCAGCAAACAGCCCCCGUGGUGUCGACUUAGCAGUCCUGUCGUAGCGUGAUUUUUAGCCUGUUUCUAUUGGCUCGGUUGUGAUACAGAUGUUAGAUGCAGUUGGCACGAAGAGGACAGAGUGAGCAGGCGAGGAUGGCGCGCGCCGUGGAAACUCAUGAACGUGCAAAAACAGAGAGGACUUAAGGUUUAUUACUUUUAACAAAAAGAACAAAUAGUAGAUGAGAACAGAAAGUAUAUUUUAUUAUUGUUUUUGAUUCUCCUGUUUUCUAUGUUUUUAUACAUGAGCAUUACUGUGUAUUCUUUUGAUAAACUACUCUUUGGAAAAAUGA
This is a messenger RNA of Maylandia zebra (zebra mbuna), 3257 nucleotides long. It is a transcript of the gene wnt5b, whose product is annotated as wingless-type MMTV integration site family, member 5b. Gene Ontology annotation, biological process: neuron differentiation; multicellular organism development; cell fate commitment. Gene Ontology annotation, cellular component: extracellular region. The record is from RefSeq and is a predicted model, not a curated record. Lineage: Eukaryota; Metazoa; Chordata; Actinopteri; Cichliformes; Cichlidae. Gene Ontology annotation, molecular function: frizzled binding; cytokine activity.